AUGCUGCAACCUCGGACAUGGGAUGCCCCUCGCAGGGGUCCAGGUAUAUGCUCCAUGAGAGGGAGUUGCGGAAAGACGAGCAUAUUUGGCGCUGAACUACCUUGUCCAGACGAUGACGAUGCUACGCCGCCUAGUAGUGAGCUCCUCCAGCUCAUGCGAUCAGUAUGCGGACCAGCCUUUGCUGCUCCUGAAGCUGUCUGCUGCACUCAAGACCAGCUUUCCACUCUAGGCGACAAGUUACAACAAGCGGCACCCCUGAUUGCUUCCUGUCCUGCUUGUAUCAAUAACUUCCGUUCUUUCUACUGCGACUUUACCUGCUCUCCGAAUCAAUCGACCUUUAUUUCUGUUCUUUCCACUCAAGAGACCACUGAUGGUCGUCAGGCGGUCAAAGAAGUCGACUAUGAAGUUAGCGACCAGUUCAAACAGGGGUUUUAUGACAGUUGCAAGGAUGUUCAAUUUGGAGCUACCAACGGAUUUUCCAUGGAUUUGAUCGGUGGAGGAGCAAAGAACGCAUCUGCUUUUCUCAAAUAUAUGGGAGAUGUCCGACCUGGAUUAGGUUCCCCAUUUCAGAUCAAUUUCCCGGACAAUGACGACAGUCAAUACACUCGACAACCAUUGAAAUGUUCCGACCCAGCACUUGCCGCUAGAUGCGCAUGCGCCGAUUGUCCUUCUAUAUGUCCUACCUUACCUUAUGUCCCACCUCCAACAGCAGGAAGAUGUACAGUCGGUGCUGUAUCCUGCCUCACAUUCUCUCUCCUCAUCAUUUACUCCGUUGCCAUACUUCUAGGACUCGUCUUCUUCUCUUGGAAACAAGCACUCCGACAUAGACAAAGAAGAUACGAACGUGUGGCCCUUUUAGAUCCUCCACUCUCACCCUCGACAUCUGGUCCCAACAAUGGUGUGGAAGGACUGAUUGGACGAGGUGACGAUGCGGAGUCUGGACCGAGUGGAUCUAUACAUUUUCGUCUAGGCAGAGGGGCUAGUCUGUUGGAUCCUAUGGAACAUCUCCAACCGAAACAAAACAAGAUCAAUGCUACUUUACGGCGCUUUUUCUAUCGUCUUGGUUUGACAUGCGCUCGACGACCUAUGGAGACUUUCGCCCUAGCUGCUGUAGUCAUAGCUGCUCUGAACAUCGGAUGGAAGUAUUUCCAAGUAGAGACCGAUCCUGUCAGAUUAUGGGUCGCACCAUCGAGCGAGAGUGCUACCGAGAAACACUUCUUCGACGAAACCUUUGGACCUUUCUAUCGAGACGAGCAAAUCUUCAUCACUGCCAAGCAAGGCACUCCUAUGACAUAUGACACGCUGGAAUGGUGGCUCAAUGUCGAGACAGAGAUUAUGCAGUUGAAAUCGCCCAGCGGGCAUACGCUGCAGGACGUUUGUUUCGCUCCUGCAGGCAAAGGAACGGCUUGUGUGGUACAGUCCAUCUCGGCAUGGCUGGGAGAUGACAUGGAACAGUGGGGAGAUCAAUGGAGAGAUAGAAUAUCGGAUUGUGCUGCCAGACCCGGAGAAUGUCUGCCACCUUUCGGGCAGCCCAUCCUACCUAAUUUGGUGUUGGGAGGUGGGGAUGGUGAUUGGCUCAACUCCAAAGCCUUCAUCAUUACUUACGUUGUGGACAAUUUCAAUGAUGAUCGUGUACUUCCUGCUGAAGAAUGGGAGAGGACCUUACGUGACUAUCUCGCCGGUCUAUCCAAAGAUGGAGUGACGAUCACGUAUUCUACAGGUAUCAGUCUGGAAGAGGAGCUCAACAAGUCGACAAACACCGAUAUGAAAAUAGUGGUACUCUCUUAUCUUGUCAUGUUUCUCUAUGUUUCUCUGACCCUCGGCGGCGGUAUCCCUCCAAGUCUGAUAGCUUCGACUUGCCGGAGCAUAUGGCGUGCAGCACAUAAAUUCGCCUCUACGGUUCAUCUAGUCGAAACGCCACCUCCAACGCCGACUCUCUCGGCCACCCUGACAGCUUCGGCGAUCCCUCGACUGUUGUCGGUCAACUCGAAAUUCUCAUUAGGACUUUUCGGAAUUUGUAUCGUCCUCAUCGCCGUCUCGUCAUCCGUUGGAUUGUUUUCGCUCCUAGGGGUCAGAGUCACACUCAUCAUAGCUGAGGUUAUUCCUUUCCUCGUGCUCGCCGUGGGUGUGGACAACGUUUUCAUCCUUGUUCACGAGCUUGAUCGACAAAAUGCUCUUCAUGCUGCUGAGGAUGAGUCGAUCGACUCCGACCAUCAAAGUCAGGUGCAGAGUCAUGGGGCUUCGCUUUCGGCAGAGGAAAGGGUUGCUCGAGCGGUAGCCAGGAUGGGUCCUAGUAUCCUUCUGAGUUCCGUGACAGAGACUGUGGCAUUUGGGUUGGGUGCAUUGGUUGGAAUGCCUGCCGUACGAAACUUUGCCAUCUAUGCGGCGGGUAGUGUGGUUUUAGGUGCAGUGAUGCAAGUCACUGUCUUUGUCAGUGCGAUGACAUUAGAUCUACGUCGAUCAGAGGCUAUGAGAAUGGACUGUUUCCCUUGUAUUCGUCUUCGACCUCCAAUAGGACUAUACGAUCGAUCACCUGUAUCUUCCGAAUCUCCACUCGCUAGAUUUUUCCGAAAACAUUACGCUCCUACUCUUCUUCGACCCGAAAUCAAGCAAGCCGUUGUUGCUUUAUUCGGCGCUCUGUUAUUGGUCUCCAUCAUCGGAAUGCAACAUAUCACCUUAGGUCUCGAUCAACGAUUAGCAUUACCUUCUUCUUCUCACCUCGUACCAUAUUUCAACGAUCUUGAUGCUUAUUUCGAUUUCGGUCCUCCUGUUUAUUUCGUCGCUCGUGAUGUUGAUCCUACCACUCGAACAGGUCAACAGAAGAUGUGUGGAAGAUUUACCACAUGUCUCGAAUUAAGUAUGGCAAACAUACUUGAAGCAGAACGUAAACGACCCGAAAGUAGUUUCCUAGCUACCCCUCCAUCCGUUUGGAUUGAUGAUUUUCUACAAUGGACAAAUCCUUCAUUCGAAUCAUGUUGUCGAGUCAAGAAAACCAGCCCUGAUCUAUUCUGUAACUCACAUGAUUCAGCAAGACAAUGUCGACCUUGUUUUCAAGAUGAAAAUUGGGAUAGUACAAUGUUAGGAUUUCCUGAAAAUGAAGAUUUCAUGAAAUAUCUUCAACAAUGGUUAUCAUCACCUACAAACGAAGAAUGUCCAUUAGGUGGUCAAUCAGCUUAUUCAACAAGUUUAAAAUUAUCAAAUUCGAAUGAUUCAAUUUUAUCAAGUCAUUUCAGAACCUAUCAUACUCCUCUAAAAUCUCAAGAAGAUUAUAUAAACGCAUUAGAAGCUUCAAGGAGGAUUUCCAAUGAAAUUUCACAUCAAACUGGAAUCAAAGUUUUCCCUUAUUCUUUAUUCUACGUUUUCUUUGAUCAAUAUUCUCACAUAAUCAAUACCGCUAUCAAACUUUUAUCAUUAGCGUUAAUAGCUAUUUUCAUCAUCACUUCAAUUUUGUUAGGAUCUUGGAGGACAGGAGGUAUAGUAACUUUUACAUGUGCUUUGGCGACUUCUACAGUUGUGGGUAUCAUGGGAUUUUGGGGGAUAAGUUUGAACGCUUUAAGUUUGGUAAAUUUGGUCAUAAGUGUAGGUAUUGCAGUCGAAUUUUCAAGUCAUGUGGCUAGAGCUUUUAUGGGUGCAGGAGGUGGUUGGGAAAAAGAUCAAAGAAGGGAAAGAGAUGAAAGAGCUAUUGCUGCUUUGGUAGAUGUUGGACCUUCGGUAUUCUCAGGAAUCACACUCACCAAACUUAUCGGAAUUUCCGUCCUUGCUCUCACUCGAUCAAAAUUACUCGAAACGUAUUAUUUCAGAAUGUGGCUUUCCCUCAUUAUAGCUGGUGCGACACAUGGCUUGAUACUAUUGCCUGUCUUAUUGAGUUAUCUGGGUGGACAGGGGUAUAGUUUAGAAGACACAGAUGAAGAAUGGGUGACUAGUCAAAUGAGAAGACCGAUGGACUAUGAAUAUGCUCCAUUUGCAGAUACCGACUCUAUGAUUUCUGAUCGAUAA
Tremella mesenterica DSM 1558 is the source of this 3996-nucleotide messenger RNA. RefSeq lists its product as uncharacterized. The transcript has 5 exons. Lineage: Eukaryota; Fungi; Basidiomycota; Tremellomycetes; Tremellales; Tremellaceae. Bases 1 to 3996 code for a protein of 1331 amino acids. The record is from RefSeq and is a predicted model, not a curated record. Gene Ontology annotation, cellular component: membrane.